GGACAUGCAAAUGAUGAAAAUGGAGGCGUAGUAUUGGAAGAAAAUAUCGAUACCAUAGAAAACACCAGAUUGGCUGCAUUAUAUAUUCUCAAGAUACAAGAAGAGUUCUCGAUGCCGAAGACUACUGUUACAAGUAUUAUAGAAAACACAAAAUCACUCAUUCAAGACACAUUAAAAACGGUGGAAACACAAGUAAAAAGGCGAUUAGGUAAUGAAAAUAUUUCGUGUCAAAAUGAGCCUGGGCUGCAAGAGAUUUUUGAAGAGAAAAACGCAAUAGCCAAUCCAUUGAAAAACUUGGAAACUGAAGCACAACGACGACGUUUUUACAAAGACAAUUUUGGAUUAAAGGAACCACGUAGAAUUAUUCUGGGUCAAAAGAGAGUCUUCAAAAGAAGAAAUGGUGUAUUAGAGCAAAUUCAAGUUAAUGAUGAGGCAUAUUAUAUACCACUUUUGGAUAGUCUGCAACAGCUUCUAAAUGACGACUUCAUUUUAGCAGAGGUCAGGUGCAUGGUCUUUGAAAUUAAAUAA
Molecule: messenger RNA, 528 nt
Organism: Xenia sp. Carnegie-2017
Lineage: Eukaryota; Metazoa; Cnidaria; Anthozoa; Malacalcyonacea; Xeniidae
Exons: 2
Coding region: 112-528 (138 amino acids)
Source: RefSeq, a predicted model, not a curated record